AUGCCAGUGACCAAGUUCAAGCUUGAGGAGAAAUACAGCUAUCUCAAUGGCUUCGGCUCAUACCACGAGUCAGAGGCCGUCGCCGGCGCGCUGCCGAUAGGCCACAACUCGCCCCAGAAGUGCAACUACGGCCUCUACGCCGAGAAGCUCUCGGGCACGGCCUUCACGGCCCCGCGCCACGAGAACCAGCAGUCGUGGCUCUACCGCAUCCUGCCCUCGGCCGCGCACGAGCGCUUCCGGCCGUACGGCUCGGCCGGGCAGCACGCCCGGGGCACCGAGUACGCCCACGACAAGUGGCACUUUGUGCCCGACCAGCUGCGCUGGGACCCGUUCGACCUCGACGAGGAGAACGACUGGGUCGAGGGCAUGAAGCUCGUCGCCGGCGCGGGCAGCCCCGUCGUCAAGUCCGGGAUCGGCAUCUUCAUCUACGCCGUCGGCAGGGACAUGGCGAGCAAGACGGCCUUCUACUCGGCCGACGGCGACCUGCUCGUCGUGGCGCAGCACGGCGCGCUCGACAUCCAGACCGAGCUGGGCAGGAUGCUCGUGCGGCCCAACGAGAUCGCCGUCGUGCCGCGCGGCAUCCGCCACCGCGUCACGCUGCCCGACGGGCCCGCGCGGGGGUUCAUCCUCGAGCUGUACCAGGGCCACUUCCAGCUGCCCGAGCUGGGCCCCAUCGGCAGCAACGGCCUGGCCAACCAGCGCGACUUCCAGGUGCCCAAGGCGUCGUACGACGAGGACACGUCGAGCGCGUGGCGCAUCGUGUCCAAGUUCGGCGGCAACCUCUUCGCCGCCGAGCAGGGCCACACGCCGUUCGACGUCGUCGCCUGGCACGGCAAGUACUACCCGUACAAGUACGACCUGGGCCGCUUCAACGCCGUGGGCAGCAUCUCCUUCGACCACCCGGACCCGUCCGUCUUCACCGUGCUGACGGCGCCGUCGGGCGCGAGCCCGGGCGUGGCGGUCGCCGACUUUGUCAUCUUCCCGCCGCGCUGGCUCGUGCAGGACGACACCUUCCGGCCGCCGUGGUACCACCGCAACACCAUGUCCGAGUUCAUGGGCCUCGUGUCGGGCGACUACGACGCCAAGGAGGGCGGCGGGUUCCGGCCCGGCGGCGCGAGCCUGCACAACACGAUGAGCGGGCACGGGCCGGACGCGGCGACGUUUGAGAAGGCGAGCAACGCGGACCUCAAGCCGACCAAGGUCGGCGAGGGCAGCAUGGCCUUCAUGUUCGAGAGCUGCCUGAUGAUGGGGGUCACCGAGUGGGGGCUCAAGACGUGCGAGAAGGUGCAGGAGGACUACCAGAAGCACAGCUGGACGCCGCUGCAGCCGCACUUUAAGAAGCCUGCGAGCCUGCCGCAGCAGGAGAAGAGGGAGUAUUGA
Molecule: messenger RNA, 1380 nt
Organism: Thyridium curvatum
Lineage: Eukaryota; Fungi; Ascomycota; Sordariomycetes; Thyridiales; Thyridiaceae
Exons: 2
Coding region: 1-1380 (459 amino acids)
Biological process (GO): L-phenylalanine catabolic process
Cellular component (GO): cytoplasm
Molecular function (GO): homogentisate 1,2-dioxygenase activity
Source: RefSeq, a predicted model, not a curated record